AUGGGGUCGUGUAGAGAAGCUCCUGAACUUAGUGUUGGAUGUAAAAAGACUAUAUUAGUUUGUUUGUAUUGUGCUAAAGUAUUUGCGGGUGGUGGUAGUAAUCGAUUUAAGCAACGUUUAGCUGGAGCUAAAGGAGAAGUUGAACAAUGUCGCAAAUGUCCUCCUGAUGUUCGACAUCAAAUGAGAACAACUCCUGGUGCUCAAAAGUCUCUUCAGAAUUGUUGGCAAAGAAAGGAAGCAGUUGAACGGUGUGAUCUUGCUUUAGCGAAGUGGAUGAUUGAUGCAUGUGUGCCAUUUAAUGCUCUUAACUCUGUGUAUUAUCAGCAUGCCAUAGAUGCUGUAACAGCCAUGGGUCCUGGUUAUAAAGGACCAAACUUGCAUAUUAUUCGUGGUUAUUACUUGGCAAAAGCGAUUGAUGAAGUCAAGAUUUAUGUUGAGACUUAUCGAGAGAUUUGGAAGAAGACUGAAAACAUUGUGCAUAUGGUGACUGAUAAUGCUGCAAAUUAUGUUGCUGCUAGCAAGUUAUUGAUGGAGGAAUUUCCUUCAAUAUUUUGGUCUCUUUGUGCUGCUCAUUGCAUCAACCUCAUACUCCAUGACAUUGGUAAAUUGCAGUCAGUUUGUUGUGUUGUUGAGCAUGGUUUUGGUAUCACAAAGGAAUGGGUCUCAUCUACUUAUGCUAAAGAUAGCAAAGGAAAAAUAUUUGUUGAGAGUGUGCUAGACUCUUUGUUUUGGGAAGAAUGUGCAAUAAUUAUGCGAAUGAGUGAGCCUUUAAUUCGAGUUCUACGAAUGGUUGAUGGUGAUGAUAGACCUUCGAUGGGAUAUUUGUAUGAUGCUAUUCAUCAUGCAAAAGAAGAAAUGAUGAGGAGAUUUCAAAAGAGAAAGGCUAGAGUGAAACCUUUCAUAGAUAUUAUCAUAGAAGAUGACCCAUCAAUCUUGACAACUGAAGAAGCAGAGAGUUUUCAUCAAGCUCUAUCAACUAUGACCAUACAAGAUACUUUAGAUGAUGAUGAUUGUGACGAUGAAGUUUCAAAAGAGCAUGCUGAUGAUUUAUUAGGUGUUGACGAGAUUGGCUCAAUUCCAUCGACAUUUGAUCCAAAUUUUGCUUCUAUGGACACAGAAGAACUUAAUGUGUUCAUUCAACAAAAGUGA
Messenger RNA from Populus nigra (black poplar), 1149 nucleotides. RefSeq lists its product as uncharacterized. Bases 1 to 1149 code for a protein of 382 amino acids. NCBI's taxonomy places the organism in Eukaryota, Viridiplantae, Streptophyta, Magnoliopsida, Malpighiales, Salicaceae. The record is from RefSeq and is a predicted model, not a curated record. The transcript has 6 exons.